Molecule: messenger RNA, 5368 nt
Organism: Callithrix jacchus (white-tufted-ear marmoset)
Lineage: Eukaryota; Metazoa; Chordata; Mammalia; Primates; Cebidae
Gene: SPINK5
Product: serine peptidase inhibitor Kazal type 5
Molecular function (GO): protein binding
Source: RefSeq, a predicted model, not a curated record
UCGCCAGCCUGGAGUACAGUGACUCUAUCUUGGCUCACUGCAAUCUCUGCCUUCUGGGUUCAAGUGAUUCCCCAGCCUCAGCCUCCCAUGUAGCUGGAUAGGCAAGCACCGCCAUGCCCAGCUAAUUUUUUGUUUUAGUAGAGGCAGGGUUUCACCAUGUUGGCCAGGAUGGCCUCGAUCUCCUGACCUCAUGAUCCACCCGCCUCAUCCUCUCAAAGUGCUGGGAUUACAGGCAUGAGCCACUGCACCCAGCAAAAUGAUUAUAUUUUUAUAGGAAAUAAAUUAUGAGAAAAAAAGGACAUAUUAUCUCACUUAGAUAAAUCUCAGAAUACUGGUAUAGUCCCAAAGUUGACUAACCUUGAUCAGUUUUUUGGAACCAUCAUAAAAAGGCCUUUGAUUGCAUAAAGUCUCAAACUUUCCUUCUAUGGAUGUGAAGACCCUGAGAAGUACUGGAGUGAAACAAUUUUGCUCUGGUUUUAGUCAUCUUCACAUGUUUCUUCAGGUGCUUCCUUAGGCUAUUAGGGCAAAAUAAGCUGGUAGAAAAAAGGUAUUACUUGUAGGAUGAAAGAAGAAACUAAGGAGAAGAAACUUUAUUUAGAAAAUGUUACAUUUACAUAUUUAUAAUUUUUAACAGCUUGUUUCUUCUUUACUUUUUAGGAGACUAAAUAAUGGAUGAUACAGGAAGAAAUUUAAUUUAGGGAAAACUGAUUGAGCCAAAAUUCUCAAACAGUAAUAUGGGUAAUCAUGGGCUAUGGAAAGUUAAACCGAGUCUCCAGUGUUUAUGAUUAUGAUGCUUGGCUAGAAUAUAAAGUACGGCUUCAAGAUAUAAAAUAUCCUUCAGAUGGAGAAUUUUUAAAAGUAGUUAUAUACAAGCUUUAUUUUUCCAAAGUUUCUGCCUUUUUAAAUGUAUAAGGGUGAAGCAGUUUACAGAAAGGAAAGAAUGCCGUAUGUGUGGUCUGCUUACAAGUGCUGGAUGCCUCUUCUGCCUGUUCCAUCUAAACUGUCUGCUUAUGAGAAAGACUGCGGCCUCCCCAUAUGUUCAACAUGAGAAUUUAGCUAUGUUAUAUUUUAGAGUUGUUCAACUCUAACAUAUAUAUGAGUCUGUGACACUGAACUCAGAGACUUCAGAAUAUCUACAAAUGAAAGCAGCAGGAACCCUGGGUUUCUCUAGAUGUGGAAAUCUUUAAAUCUAUACCUGACCGGUAGGACAACCAAUCUGUUUCUUCCCUUUCCCCUCCCACUUAUGAAGGGAUCCUAAAAAAUGGAAGCUAGUUGAGUGCAGUGGCUCAUGCCUGUAAUCUCAGCACUUUGGAAGGCUGAGGUUGGGGGAUCACUUAAGGUCAGGAGUUCGAGACCAGCCUGUCCAACAUGGUGAAACCCCGUUACUACUAAAAACACAAAAAUUAGCCAGGCAUGGCAGUGGGUGCUUGUAAUCCCAGCUACUUGGGAGGCUGAGGCUGGAGAAAUGCUUGAACCCAGGAGACAGGGGUUGCAAUGAGCCACGGUUGCCACACUGUGAGACUCCAUCUCAAAAAAAAAUAAAGGAAGUUAAAGUGGUAUGGUAUGUACAUCCUAUGACCUUGAACAACUGGUUUUAUGUGGGUGUCACCAGUGCUUGAGUAUUUAUACAAGUAAAUUUCAUCUGGCCGAGUUCAGUCACAUUGCACCCGCUGAGCAAUGCACAGAGUGGACCUGUAGGCAACUUGCAUCAUCUUCAACAUGAAGACAGCCACAGUGUCCAUGCUUCUGCCCUUGGCUCUUUGCUUUAUACAAGAUGCUGCCAGUGAGAGUGAAGAUCAGGAAAUAUGCAGUGGGCUUCAGGCAUUUAUGAAAAAGGGAAAACUGUUCUGUCCCCAGGAUAAGAAAUUUUUUCUAAGUCUUGAAGGAAUAAAGCUCAUCAAUAAAUGUGCCACGUGCAAAAUGAUACUGGAAAACCAAGCAAAAUCACAGAAAAGGUCCAGGUAUUUAGCAAGAGCUACCAAGGCUACUGCCCCAACAGAGCUGAAUUGUGAUGAUUUUAAAAAAGGAGAACGAGAUGGGGAUUUUAUCUGUCCUGAUAUUUAUGAAGCUGUUUGUGGCACAGAUGGGAAAACAUAUGGCAACAGAUGUGAACUGUGUGCUGAGAAUGUGAAAACCGGGUCCAAAAUUGGUGUAAAAUUUGAAGGGGAAUGUAAGAGCAGUAAUCCACAGGAGGAUGUAUGCAGUGCUUUUCGGCCCUAUGUAGUGGAUGGAAGACUUGGAUGCACAAGGGAAAAUGAUCCUGUUCUCGGUCCUGAUGGGAAGACACAUGGCAAUAAGUGUGCGAUGUGUGCCGAGCUGUUUUUAAAAGAAGUUGAAAAUGCCAAGCGAGAGGGCGAAACUAGAAUUCGACGGAAUGCUGAGAAGGAUUUUUGCAAGGAAUAUGAAAAUCAAGUGAGAAAUGGAAGACUUUUUUGUACACGGGAGAGUGAUCCAGUCCGUGGCCCUGAUGGCAGGAUGCAUGGCAACAAAUGUGCCCUGUGUGCUGACAUUUUCAAGAAGCGUUUUUCAGAGGAAAAUGGUAAAACAGAUCAAAAUUUGGGAAAAGCUGAUGAAAAAACUAAAGUUAAAAGAGAAAUUGCGAAACUCUGCAGUGAAUAUCAAGAUCAAGCAAAGAAUGGAAUACUUUUCUGUACUAGAGAAAAUGAUCCUAUUCGUGGUCCAGAUGGGAAAAUGCAUGGCAACUUAUGUUCCAUGUGUCAAGCCUACUUCCAAGCAGAAAGUGAAGAAAAGAAAAAGGCUGAAGCACAAGCUAGAAAUAAAAGACAAUCUGGAAAAGCAACCUCAUAUUCAGAGCUUUGCAGUGAAUACCGAAAGCUUGUGAGGAAUGGAAAACUUGCUUGCACCAGAGAGAAUGAUCCUAUCCAGGGCCCAGAUGGGAAAGUGCAUGGCAACACCUGCUCCAUGUGUGAGAUCUUCUUCCAAGCAGAAGAAGAAGAAAAGAAAAAGAAGGAAGGCGAAUCAAGAAACAAAAGACAACCUGAGAGUAAAGCUUCCUUUGAGGAGUUGUGUAGUGAAUACCGCAAAUCCAGGAAAAACGGACCGCUUCUUUGCACUAGAGAAAAUGACCCCAUCCAGGGCCCAGAUGGGAAAAUGCAUGGCAACACCUGCUCCAUGUGUGAGGCCCUCUUUCAACAAGAAGAAAGAGCAAAAGCAAAGGCUAAAAGAGAAACUGCAAAGGAAAUCUGCAGUGAAUUUCGGGACCAAGUGAGGAAUGGAACACUCAUAUGCACCAGGGAGCAUGAUCCUGUCCGCGGCCCAGAUGGCAAAAUGCAUGGAAACAAGUGUGCCAUGUGUGCCAGUGUGUUCAAACUUGAAGAAGAAGAGAAGAAAAAUCAUAAAGAAGAAAUAAACAAUGUUGAGGCUGAAAAAGUUAAAAGAGAAGCAGUACAGGAGCUGUGCAGUGAAUAUCGUCAGUAUGUAAGGAAUGGACGACUCCCCUGUACCAGAGAGAAUGAUCCUAUUGAGGGCCUAGAUGGGAAAAUCCACGGCAACACCUGCUCCAUGUGUGAAGCCUUCUUCCAGCAAGAAGCAAAAGAAAAAGAAGGAGCUAAACCCAGACCAAAAACUAAAAGAGAAGCUGGAAAGGAGACAUGCAAUGAAUUUCGGAGUCUUUUGCAAAAUGGAAAACUUUUCUGCACGAGAGAAAAUGAUCCUGUGCGUGGCCCAGAUGGCAAGACUCAUGGCAACAAGUGUGCCAUGUGUAAGGCAGUCUUCCAGAAAGAAGAUGAGGAAAGAAAGAAGAAAGAAGAGGAAGAUCAGAGAAAUGCUUCAGGACACGGUUCCAGUGGCAGCGGAGGAGGGAGCACUCAGGACCAAUGUGCUGAGUAUCGGGAACAAAUGAAAAAUGGAAGACUCAGCUGUACUCGGGAGAGUGAGCCUGUACGUGAUGCUGAUGGCAAAUCGUACAACAAUCAGUGUACCAUGUGUAAAGCAAAACUGGAAAGAGAAGCAGAGAGAAAAAAUGAUUAUUCUGGUUCCAGAUCAAAUGAGAAUGGCUCAGUAUCGGGGAAGGAUACAUGUGAUGAGUUUAGAAGCCAAAUGAAAAAUGGAAAGCUUAUCUGCACUCGAGAAAGUGACCCUGUCCGGGGUCCAGAUGGCAAGACACAUGGCAAUAAGUGUGCUAUGUGUAAGGAAAAACUGGAAAGGGAAGCAGCUGAAAAAAAAAAGAAAGAGAAUGAAGACAGGAGCAAUACAGGAGAAAAGAGCAAAGACAAGGAGGAUCAGUGUCGUGAAUUUCGAAGCAUGCAGAGAAAUGGGAAGCUUAUCUGCACCAGAGAAAAUAAUCCUGUUCGAGACCUGUAUGGCAAGAUGCACAUCAAUAAAUGUGCUAUGUGUCAGAGCGUCUUUGAUAGAGAAGCUAAUGAAAGAAAAAAGAAUAAUGAAGAGAAAUCAACUGUCAAGGUCUCAAAUGAUGCAAAGGACCAGUGCAGAGAGGUUCAGAAUGAAGCAGAGGAUGCAAAGUUUAGGCAACCUGUGGGUUCCUUGGCCUCUAUUGCCAGGAUAACUACAGAUGAGUGCAGUGAAUUUCGAAACUAUGUAAGGAACAAUGAGCUCAUCUGCCCUAGAGAGAGUGACCCAGUCCGUGGUGCUGAUGGAAAGUUCUACACAAACAAGUGUUUCAUGUGCAGAGCUGUCUUUCUAACAGAAGCUUUGGAAAGGGCAAAACUUCAAGAAAAGCCAUCCCACGUUAGAGCUUCUCAAGAGGAAGACAGCCUAGAUUCUCUCAGUUCUCUGGAUUCUGGGAUGUGCAAAGACUACCGAGUAUUGCCCAGGAUAGGUUAUCUUUGUCCAAAGGAUUUAAAGCCUGUCUGUGGUGACGAUGGUCAGACCUACAACAAUCCCUGUAUGCUCUGUCAUGAAAACCUGAUACGCCAAACAAAUACACACAUCCGCAGUAAAGGGAAGUGUGAGGAGAGCAGCACCCCAGGAACAACCACUGCCAGCAUGCCCACAUCUGAUGAAUGACAGGAAGAUUGUUGAAAACCAUGAGGGAAAAAAUAAACUCCAAUUCUGAAUCACCUACCUUCACAUCUGUAUAUAUGAGGAAUUCUUCAAAGAUUGUCUUAUUUGCUAUAGAAAACAGUACAGAGCUGUUGGGAAUGGACUCACUGACUUUCAGUCUUUUCCAUCUCUUUUCUCCUAGAUGUUGUGAUCUGAGGGUACAAAGACAUCUCCACCAAGUCUGUGCCCUUGAAGAGUCUUGAUCACAAUGCUGUCUGUCCAACCGCCUGUUCAAUAAAAGUAAACUCAGCAGAACAUCCUUCCUGGGAUUUCUUUGUCACUGUCUGGAUAAUGGAAAUGUGUUUUUAUAGAAACUGAAUAAACUCUAACCUUUUGUCUUGCUAAA